AUGGAGGCGUUAUUGCAGGCGCAGCAAGAGCUUCACGUGCGCAUUAGUAACACUCACGACAAUCUGAAGAAAAUGGGAAGCGCAAGGCUCACCCUCGGUCUUAUUCAAUCCACGAUGACCUUGCUUGAUAAAAAGUGGACUCAGUUUGAAGAGCAACACACUGAAUUACGCUCCACCUACUGGAACGAAUUGAAGAAAUCCGAUUAUUUUGUCAAAGAUUUCAUAACGGUGGCCGAAACGACGUAUCUGACGCAACGAGCGACGCUUCUCGAACUUGAGCGAGCUUUGCAGACAAAAUCUGAAGAGGUCACAGCGGAGAGAUCUAAGCCCGGCCNAGCGAAAAGUGCAUUGCCGCGCAUUCGGCUUCCGGAAUUUUCUGGUGAAUUUGANGAAUGGCCCGAGUUUCGUGAUCUGUUUCUUUCCAUUAUCAAUAAAGAUUCGACUAUCUCAGGUGUCGAGAAGCUGCAUUAUUUAAAAACAAGCCUGAAGGGCAGUGCAGCAAAUCUACUGAGAAAUUUACCGAUCACCGAUGAGAAUUUNGAUCGAGCUUGGUCAAUGCUAACCGGUCAUUUCNAAAAUAAGCGUCUCCUCACGCAGUCUUAUCUUGCGCGCUUUUCAUCACUUCCAAAGAUGAAAGGCGAGACUGUCGGCGACCUUAGCAAAAUUUAUCACGGAAUGCUAAGCACNGUAGCCGCUCUUGAGGGCAUAAAACGGCCGAUUACAAACUGCUCCGAUCUCUUUAUUCAUUUAGUUGUGGAGCGCAUGGCCACACGCACAAGAAGCGAGUGGGAGGACACGGUCGGCAGCUCUACAGAUCCACCAUCUCUGGAACAGCUCGAGAAAUUCUUGGAGCACCGAAUGCAUACUCUAGAAGCUAUGGCGAAGGCCUCUUCAGCAACGAAGGGGGAUAGUCAAGGCCGCUCAACGCGCUCGCAUCUCGCUAAGAAACAAAGCGGUAAGACCAAUCGGUGUGUGUGCUGCACUCAAAACCACUACGUUUUGUUCUGCGAACAGUACAAGCAGAAGAGCGCAAAUGAGCGGAAGGACGUGAUUGAAAAAAAUAAUCUGUGCAUCAAUUGCCUAGGCAAGCACGCAGUGAGCGACUGUCAUUCGCAAAAAACUUGCUCAAAGUGUUCUAGUCGACAUCAUACUACCGUGCACGACGCGAUNGCUACCGCGGCGUCUCCUAGUGACGUGNCAAGAGCGUCCACGACUAGUCACGUAACGCAUCGAAAAACAAACGCUGUUGUCAUUUUAGCGACCGCGCGCGUAACCGUGCUCGAUAAAUUCGGUGUAGCUCAUCUCGCCCGCGCGUUGAUAGAUCCGGGUUCUGAAACUUCGCUUGCGUCUGAGUCGCUUGCUCAACGCUUACGGUUGCCACGAAAGCACGCAGCCGUCACAAUUUUUGGAGUCGGAGGAAAGAAGACAGCCACAUCAAGAGGGCGAGUUCAGCUAACAAUCCGUUCGCGAGUCGAUUCCGGUUCAUUAUCGAUUACUGCUUUAAUAUUGCCACGUCUCACGGCCUACGGCGGCAAAGUCAGUGCCGACCUAGCAGCCUGGCCUCAUCUUCACGAACUGGAUUUGGCAGAUCCAGAUUUCUUAGCACAAGACCCGAUCGACUUACUACUCGGAGCUGACGUUUACUCAACUAUUCUGCAAGAGGGCCUGAAGAAGGGCAGCUCUCGUUCACCAAUUGCUCAGCGCACAAGUUUAGGUUGGAUUAUUUCCGGUCUCGCAGGUGAGACAGGACAGGGCGNGGAAAUGUCAUUCAAUCAAUGCUCCAUCACCGAGGAUCUCAGCGCUCUCGUACGGAAAUUUUGGGAGCAGGAAGAGCCUCCAGCAACUUCGCUUCCGCUGACUGCAGAAGAAAAGCGGUGUGAGGAAUUUUAUGAAUCGACCCACUCGCGAAAAUCGGACGGCAGAUACGUGGUGCAACCUUCAACAAGCGAGCAGCAAAAGCAAACGUGCUACUUGCCGCAUCACGGCGUGUUAAGAGCUGCAAGUCAAACAACUAAACUCCGCGUAGUUUUCAAUGGCUCACAGCAAACUUCAGCCGGAGAUUCUCUGAAUCAAUGUCUUCUGGUGGGUCCGAACCUCUUGCCGGCUUUAGCAGAUGUCAUCACACGAUGGCGCUGUCACAGAUAUGUGAUGAUCAGUGACGUGGAAAAAAUGUACCGCCAGAUCGAAGUUCAUUCAGACGACCGCAAUCUGCAACGAAUAUUGUGGAAAUCCAAUUCGUCAAUUGAAGAAUAUCACCUAAAUACGGUCACUUACGGCCUUGCAUGCGCCCCUUUCCUCGCGAUCAGAACUCUCAAACAAUUAGCUAACGACGAAGAGGAACACUUUCCCGAGGGAGCUGCCGCACUACGUCGCGACGUCUACGUGGACGAUGUGCUUACAGGAGCUCAGUCUCUGAGCGAAGCAAUCAAGUUGCGAAGUCAACUGCAGGGCUUGUGCAAGGCGGGCGGAUUUCCAUUGAGGAAGUGGGCAUCUAACGCUCCGAGCCUUGUGGAUGAUCUGUCGCCAGACCUGUGCGCUCAGCAAAGUCGCAGCUGGCAGUCGGGCGAGCUUCACUCAGCGCUGGGCCUCCAGUGGGAUCCUUACUCGGACUGCUUUGCCUUUGUCAUCAAUCUGCGUUCGAGAAGUUCAACACUCACGAAGCGCAACUUACUGUCAGAAACGGCGCAGUUGUUCGACCCGCUGGGCUGGCUUUCCCCCGUGANUGUCAGCGCCAAGCUGCUUAUUCAAACUACAUGGCUGCAGCGCCUCGACUGGGAUGAUCCACUCCAAGAAGAAGAAGCGGCUGAAUGGAUACGCUUUCGAGAGGAAUUGUCGUCAUUAAACACUGUGCGUGUGCCUCGAUGGACUCACAGCGAUGCGCACGGAGCGCGACUGGAGCUACACGGUUUCGCAGACGCUUCCGAAAGAGCCUAUNCUGCAGUAGCAUAUCUACGUGCCGAGAUAGAGGAUGGUCAAGUUCUCACAUCUUUNCUGCUCGCGAAAACCAAGGUGGCGCCGCUGAAGAGNAUAUCCUUACCGCGUUUAGAACUGUGCGCAGCUUCACUGCUCGUGAAAAUCAUUCAUCACAUUGUCACAAUCUUAAACAUGCCGACAGACGCCAUUCACCUCUGGUCAGAUUCCACCGUCACGCUAGGGUGGAUUCAAGGUCAUCCCGCUCGUUGGUCUACUUACGUUGCCAAUCGUGUCUCAGAGAUACAGCGCGUACUUCCAAACGCAAGCUGGCACCACAUUCGCAGUGAUCAAAAUCCCGCCGAUUGUGCAUCCCGAGGUUUGUCUCCGAGAUCAAUACUCAGUCAUCCGCUAUGGUGGCAUGGGCCGCCCUUUCUCUCUGCUAAGGCGAGCUCGUGGCCAAAAGUAUCGCCUUCGGAUUUGGAUGACGAGCUGCCAGAGCAGCGGGCGCGAGUUCACAACGCUGCAGCAGCAACCGCUCUCAAGGAGUCCGACAUACUUCUCAGAUUCUCGUCGUUAUCUCGUCUGCUCCGAGUAACGGCAUGGAUGCUACGCUGGGCGAAGGGUGGAUCCAGAAACUUUAAUACUUUUGUUUUGUCACCAGAUGAGCUAGACCGCGCUGAGAGGGUAUGGAUUCGUCACUCGCAGGCAAUAUUUUUCAAGGCAGAACUCAGGGCACUGAAACAAGAUCAGCAAUUGGAAAAUCGCAGCACAAUCAAAACUCUCAACNCCUUCAUGGACGAUCAGGGCACACUACGAGUCGGAGGACGAUUGAAACACGCUCAGCUCAGUGACGACGAGCGACACCCCAUCAUUCUGCCUCAAACCUCACAUUUCACCGAGCUUGUAAUUCAAGCUUGCCACAAAAGAGUACUGCAUGGCGGAACUCAGCUCACAUUGAGUUAUUCAGUAGAGGAGUUGACAAUUGCAGCCGCCCAGGAGUACGAGCGGCAGUUAACAGAAAGAGAAGCAGCAAUUCGGGCCACGGAAAUAGAAGUACAGAACCAACUUGCAAGAUUACAAGAAAUGAAUACACCACAAAGGUUCCUGGUCCUCGACGCAAGCGAGCAACCCAAGCCAAUCUUCCGUCCUAGUGCGAGCUUUUCCAGAGCAUCAACGGACAUUGAUACCUUGCGGGCAGAGAUAGAAUUACUCAAGCGAGAGUUAAGAAGAAAUCGAAUUCCUGCCGCCGAUCAUUUUUGGCAACUUCCUACGCCACAUAUGAAGCUGAAAGAAAUUGUUGACACCAUUCCUUAG
Messenger RNA from Pseudomyrmex gracilis, 4227 nucleotides. RefSeq lists its product as uncharacterized. The record is from RefSeq and is a predicted model, not a curated record. Gene Ontology annotation, biological process: proteolysis. The transcript is spliced from 3 exons. NCBI's taxonomy places the organism in Eukaryota, Metazoa, Arthropoda, Insecta, Hymenoptera, Formicidae. Bases 1 to 4227 code for a protein of 1408 amino acids. Gene Ontology annotation, molecular function: aspartic-type endopeptidase activity.